Iphiclides podalirius (scarce swallowtail) is the source of this 8241-nucleotide messenger RNA. NCBI's taxonomy places the organism in Eukaryota, Metazoa, Arthropoda, Insecta, Lepidoptera, Papilionidae. The record is from the annotation of a GenBank genome assembly.
AUGGCUACGCUAUUGCGAUUCAACCAGGCGGGGAGGGAGAAUAUUCGGUGCUUCUAUAGCGGUGUCGGUUAUCCCGGUUGUCUGCUCGAGGGAUCGCGACCGCCGCCAGAUGUGCCGCCGCGCAACCCCACCAUGUCCCGUCUGAACGGCCGCAUCACCGGCAACCCAGCCGACCUGGCCGACUUUGAGCCAUCCUGUCUCGUGCGCACCCCUUCCGGCAACUUCUACGUGCCAUCGGGGGACAUUCAAAAGAAUCCGUCUAUGGACUACAAAUCGAAUUCGUCGUGCAGUAGCCCCGGCAAACAAGAGAAGAGUACGUUAGAGAGAAUGGAUAGAGGCGACCGGCACCCGGCGUUCGGGGCCCCAGUGCCAGUUCUGCCAGUGAGAAAUAAUUUAAGGGCCUCACACUUCACUCCGGCCGCUUCGCGCUUCCAUUUCAGGAAGGGCCUCUCGUCUAGAUGCUCGUGGAAAUGUACUGCCAUAGUCUUUAUAGUGCUAUUCGUUUUACUUUUAGCAAUUGCCUCUUAUAUGUCAGCUUCCUAUUUCGUCAACUGGUCAUACCAGAACUCGAAAGCGUGUACAGUUCUAGUCGGGGAAUCCACAGAGAUGUUUCCGACAUCGAAAGCGACAACAUUAGAGUCAAACAAUAAAUCUCUUUCCAAACCGCAGCAAAGCUCAACAUCAACCAGCUCAGUAACUGUUCCUACAAUGGGUGACACAAACGAAGUACCAACAGUAAAAAUCACACCAUUGGAUUUGGAACCUACGAUGCCGACGAACUUUAACAAACCUGUCGUUAUACAGAGUUCAACAAAAGCAAAUAAAGAUGUUAAUCUAGACAGUAGUUCCGGCGGUAGUUGCGAAUGCUCUUGUCCAGUAUGCGAUAGUAGUCCAUCGGAUGAUUUCUAUGAAGAUUCUGAUUCCGACAGAAGCACUACUGUUUCUUGGGAAAAUACAGGAUCGAGUACAGACCCAAGCCCUGAAUAUAAUGCAAGUGAACAUUCAAGUACACAAGAUUCGUAUGAAACACAAACUUUUGACAUGAGCACUGAAUCAACUACAGACUUGGGCACCGUUCAUUCUUCUGUCGUUACUGACGUAACGAAGGCAACAGACUUUGCGGGAGAAACUACAGAUAUGACUAGUGAACCAGAAAUAAUAUCAACGACCGAACUUCCGAAGUGUGUGUGUCCGAAAAUUAAACCUCCACCCAUCCUAAUAUUGGAAGGUGCUCGAACUUUUCCUAUGCAGUCGUUUCCCCCAGACGGAACUACAUUCAAACAGAUUACAUUAGGUGAAAAAUUGUCAAAACAAAUCCCUCCAUACAGUUACUGGAACAUGCAAUUCUAUCAAUCGGAAGCUUCCUAUGUAAAAUUCGACUAUUUGAUACCCCGUGGAGCGUCUAUAGGUGUGUAUGCCAGGAGGAAUGCACUACCCACGCAUACGCAGUACCAUUUUUUGGAAGUCUUAAGUGGAUUUAAGGCAAGAACAACUCGAUCAUCACACCCUUCUGUUAAGAAAGAAGUAACGCAUUAUAUGGAGCAAGGUCAUUGGUUUCUGUCGCUAUACAAUGAUGACGGUGAUCCUCAAGAAAUUUCAUUCAUCGCCGUUGUUGCCGAGGACAUGACCCACAAUUGCCCUAACGGCUGCUCAGGGAAAGGCGAAUGUCUUAUGGGCCACUGCCAAUGUCAGCCUGGCUUUGGGGGCGACGACUGCAGCGAAAGUGUGUGUCCAGUGCUAUGCAGCCAACGAGGUGAAUACAUUAACGGAGAGUGCCAAUGCAAUCCCGGAUGGAAGGGGAAGGAAUGCUCAUUGCGGCACGAUGAGUGCGAGGUACCAGACUGCAACGGCCACGGUCACUGUGUAAACGGAAAGUGUUCCUGCGUGAGAGGAUACAAGGGGAAAUUCUGCGAAGACGUCGACUGCCCCCACCCGACUUGCUCCGGCCACGGUUUCUGCAUCGAAGGCGCUUGCGUGUGCAAGAAAGGAUGGAAGGGUCUGGAUUGCGCCACCAUGGAUAAAGAUGCAUUGCAGUGCCUGCCCGAUUGCUCUGGUCAUGGGACGUUCGACGUCGACACUCAAACCUGCACUUGCCACGCGCGAUGGUCCGGUGAUGACUGUUCAAAAGAGGUUUGCGAUCUGGACUGCGGCCCCCAUGGACGAUGCGUCGGUGAGUCGUGCGUCUGCGAUCAGGGAUGGACUGGCGAGUACUGCACGUCCAAGCUGUGUGACGCCCGAUGCAGCGACCACGGUCAAUGCAAAAACGGCACUUGCCUCUGCGUGUCUGGGUGGAACGGCCGCCAUUGCACUCUCGAGGGCUGCCCCAGGGGAUGCGCGGGCCACGGCCAAUGUAGGGUUGCCAACGACGGCCACUGGGAAUGCAAGUGCUUCGACGGCUGGGACGGGCCGGACUGCACCACACUUAAAGAGCAGAUAUGCGACGAUUCCAAGGACAACGACAAAGAUGGUCUAGUGGAUUGCGAAGACCCAGAGUGCUGCCAGAGUCCUGCCUGCAAGGGCAGCCAGCUGUGCGUGUCCUCGCCCAAGCCAACGGACAUCUUGCUCCGUAAACAGCCGCCCGCCAUCACGGCUUCAUUCUUCGAAAGAAUGAAAUUCCUCAUCGACGAGGGUAGUCUGCAGAACUACGCUAAGCAGGAAACGUUCAACGAGAGUCGGUCAGCGGUAAUCAGGGGUAGAGUAGUGACGUCACUGGGGUCAGGCCUCGUCGGCGUCAGAGUGUCGACCUCUACACCUCUGGAAGGCUUCACACUCACCCGCGAAGACGGCUGGUUCGAUCUAUUGGUGAACGGAGGCGGCGCAGUGACAUUGCACUUCGGCAGGGCGCCUUUUAAAAGGUCCACACAAGUUGUCUUCGUGCCUUGGAAUGAGGUUGUGAUUAUCGACGAAGUUGUGAUGACAACUUCCGACGAGAAGAGCGGAAUGGGGCCGCCCCAAGCUUGCCUAGCUCAUGAUUACGAUGCCAUGAAACCGGUGGUGUUGGCGACGUGGAAGCACGGUUUCCAGGGCGCCUGCCCGGAUAAGAGUGCAAUACUAGCCGAAUCCCAGGUCGUACAAGAGAGCUUACAGAUACCGGGCACUGGUUUGAACCUGGUCUACCACAGUUCCCGAGCGGCCGGAUACCUGUCCACCAUACAGUUGCAGCUGACGCCCGAGAAAGUCCCGCCGACCUUAGCCCUGAUACAUUUAAGAAUCACAAUCGAGGGGAUACUUUUUGAGAAGACGUUUGAAGCCGACCCCGUGAUAAAAUUCACGUACCCCUGGAAUAGACUUAACGUUUACAGACAGAGAGUGUACGGAGUGACAACGGCGCUGGUGAAGGUUGGCUAUCAGUACACAGACUGCAAGGAUAUCAUUUGGAACGUGCAGACGACAAAACUGAGUGGCCACGACAUGAGCAUAUCGGAUGUCGGCGGUUGGAAUUUGGAUAUACACCACAGAUACAACUUCCACGAAGGCAUUCUGCAAAAGGGCGACGGCACCAACAUCUACCUGAAGCACAAGCCACGGCUCAUCAUCACGACCCUGGGCGAUGGGAGACAGCGCGCGCUGGAGUGCGGCAACUCGUGCUCUGGACCAGCUUCUAGACAGCGCCUUCUGGCACCGGUUGCUCUCGCCGCGGCGCCAGAUGGCGCCCUCUACGUCGGCGACUUCAACCUCGUGCGGAAGAUCGCCACCGACGGCUCUGUUCGGACCAUAGUCAAGCUCAACGCCACACGAGUUUCGUACCGCUAUCACAUGGCUCUUUCGCCGCUGGACGGCACCCUGUACAUCUCCGAUCCGGAGUCGCAUCAGAUCAUCAAAGUGCGCGACACGAGCGACUACAGCGACCCCCAACACAACUGGGAAACCGUCGUCGGAUCUGGGGAGAGGUGUCUACCGGGCGACGAGGCCCACUGCGGCGACGGCGCAUUGGCCAGGGACGCGAAGCUAGCGUACCCGAAAGGCGUGGCGGUCUCGAGCGACAACGUUCUGUACUUCGCGGACGGCACGAACAUCCGUAUGGUAGACAGGGACGGCAUCAUCACCACCGUCAUCGGCAACCACAUGCAUAGGGCGCACUGGAAGCCGAUACCGUGCGAAGGCACCUUGAGCGUGGAAGAGGUCCACUUACGGUGGCCGACCGAGCUCGCGAUAAACCCCCUCGACAACAGCCUCCACAUCAUCGACGACCACAUGAUCCUGCAAAUGGCUCCUGACGGCAGGGUGAAAGUGAUAGCCGGCAGACCGCUCCACUGCCCCUCGCCUUUGACCGGGUACGACAUGGAGCUCGCGACUUACGCCACCCUGGUGAUGCCGCAGAGCAUUGCGUUCGGAGCGGCCGGCGACCUCUACGUGGCGGAGAGCGACUCGCAGAGGAUCAAUCGGGUCAGGCUCAUCACCACCGACGGAAAGAUCACCCUUUAUGCCGGCGCCGAGUCCAAAUGCAACUGCCUGGAGCGCGGCUGCGACUGCUUCGAGGCGGACCACUUCCUCGCGUCCAAUUCGAAGUUCAACACGAUCUCAGCGGUGAUCGUCAGCCCCGAUGGCAUCGUUCACAUCGCUGAUCAAGCUAACUACAGGAUCCGCUCGGUGAUGGCGAGCAUUCCGGACGCGAGCGGGGCGCGCGAGUACGAAAUCUACUCGCCGGACACGCAGGAGAUUUACAUCUUCAACCGGUUCGGUCAGCACGUGAUGACCAAGAACAUCCUGACCGGUGAGAACAACUACGUGUUCACUUACACGGUGAACACGAGUAACGGUAAACUGAGCACGGUCACGGACGCGGCGGGCAACAAAGUGUUCCUGCUGAGGGAUUAUUCGAGCCUCGUCAACUCUAUAGAGAACACUAAAGGGCAGAAGUGCAGGCUCAAAAUGUCCAGGAUGAAGAUGCUGCAGGAGUUGAGGACACCGGACAACUUCAACAUGACGUUCGACUAUCACGGCACCACCGGCCUGUUGAAAGCCAAGUACGACAGCACCGGGAGGAGCUAUAUAUACAAGUACGACGAAUUCGGACGGCUCACGUCGGCGGUGACACCGACCGGUAGAAUCAUAAACCUCACUUUCGAUCUCAGCCUCAAAGGCGCCACCGUACUCGUUAGCGAGAACAACAGAAAGCCAUUGUCGAUUCUGAUAAAGGGCUCCUCGGUCAACACUAAAGUGGGUGAGGCGGAGAAGAGAACAAUUAUUUCAACUGACGGCAGCAUUUCAUCUAGCUUGCCCUGGGGCCACGUCAUUUCCACGGACACCGUUCCGUAUACAAUCUUGUCAGAAAUCGAUCCGAUUCUCGGCGAGAGUUACCCAGUGCCAGCCAAGCAAAGAACAGAAGUCGGCGGUGAUUUGGCGAACCGGUUCGAAUGGCGGUAUUUCUUACGGAGACUUCAAUCCAACAAAGGAAAAGGAAACAAGGCGGUCGCUCAGAUCGGUCGGAAAUUGCGCGUCAACGGUGAAAAUCUCCUUACACUGGAAUACGAUAGGGACAGCUCAACGGUGGCUGUGUUCAUGGACGACAAAGUUGAGCUCCUCAACGUGACCUACGACAGAACGGCACGUCCCGUCAAAUGGGGCCCCAGGAGCGGUAUCUUCGCUGAGGUGGAACUUGAUUACGACAGAUUCAACAGACUCACUAGCUGGCGCUGGGGAGAUCUCAAUGAAACAUACGGCUAUGAUAGAGCGGGCAGGCUGCACGAAAUACGCUACGGCGAUGGCUCCUCUCUAGCUUACUCGUUCAGAGACAUGUUCACGAGUCUACCGCUGAAAGUGACCACGCCAAGGGGGAGCGAUUAUCUUCUGGACUACGACGAUUCCGGGGCAUUGCAGAAUCUGACAACACCAAGAGGACACAUCCACACGUUCGCUCUGAUGACCUCUUUAGGAUACUUCAAAUACCAAUACUUCUCGCCAAUGAACCGGCAUCCGUACGAAAUUCUGUACAACGACGACGGUCACAUCUUGGCGAAGAUCUUCCCGCACCAGUCGGGCAAAAUACUUUACGUGUACGACGGCACCGGCAAACUGGAAACGAUACUGGCCGGGGCCUCUGCCAUUCGCUACGUGUACCACGAAAACACGCACCUGGUGAAGAACGUGGAAAUCACCGAUCCCGACUACGAACUCAGGCAAGACUACAAAUACCACGCCGGCAUACUUAAAGACGAAAAGAUGAAGUUCAACUCGAAGAGCGGCCUCAACAACGCUCAUUUCAAAUAUCAGUACGACGGAAACGCUCGGCUGUCCAUGAUCGAUGCAAACAUUAACAGCAAAGAAAUGCCGCAGCUGAAGCUGAAAUACAACCAGAACCUUGGUAUGCUGGAGGCGGUCAGCGAUCUGAGAAUUUACAGAAACACCUUCAACCGCUCCGUAAUGCAGGACACGAGCAAGCAGUACUUCACCAUCACCGACUACGACGACCACGGCAGGACCAAGAGCGUGCUGAUGAACAUAAAGUCCUUCGACGUGUUCCGCUUGGAGUUGGAAUACGACGCGAGGAACCGAAUCAGAACGAAGAAGAUGAUGAUCGGCGACACCACGUCGAACGAACGGAUCAGCUACAACUACGACGGGCACCUCAUGGAGGUGGUCGGCUCCGAAGACGACUGGAAAUACGUCUAUGAUGAAAACGGCAACAUAAUAGGUGUGAUCGAGCACGGCGAGAAACGCUACCUGGGCUACGACAUCGGUGAUAGAGUCGUCCAGUACGGGGACUUAGAGUUCAGCAGCUACGACGGACGCGGAUUCGUGAUACGCCGCGGCGAGCAGAAGUACAGAUACAAUUCCCGGGGCCAGUUCGUCCACGCGUUCGAAAGGGACAAGUUCCAAAUGUGGUACUACUACGACGACAGGAAUCGUCUGGUGGCGUGGAAGGACGAUAAGAACAACAUAACCCAAUUCUUCUACACCAACCCGCAAACGCCCAACUUGAUCACGCACAUGCACUACCCCAAGGCCGAGAAGACCGUCAGGUUCCUGUACGAUCAGAGAGACUUCCUCACCUGUAUUGAAACCGAAGAGCAAAGGUUCUAUGUCGCCACCGAUCACAACGGAUCACCACUCGUCGUGUUCGAUGUCAAUGGAGAGAUCGUGAAGGAGGUGAAACGCAGUCCGUUCGGGAAGAUAGUCAAAGAUACCAAUCCAGGGUUCUACGUGCCCGUGGACUUCCAUGGCGGUCUACUGGAGUACAACACCAACUUGGUCUAUCUGGAUAAUAGACUGUACGACCCCGUUGUCGGUCAAUGGAUGACGCCGAGCUGGGAGCACCUCGCGACAAAGCUUAGCUUACCCACUGACAUCUUCAUUUACCGUUUCAACAACAACGAUCCGAUUAAUAAGAAUCAGAAUGUCCCGUACAUGACCAAUCUGGCCAGCUGGCUCCAGCUCUUCGGCUACGACCUGAGCAAGAUGAUGGGAUCCAAAUACAUCACCGACAUGGUCUUCCAGCCCAUGAGGUCUGUGACUGCACCGCAGUUGGCACCCGACUUCGGCGUGAUGUCUGGCCUACAAUGCAUCAUUGAAAAGGUGAACGACAAGCUCUCCGACAUAGACUUCGUGCCGACGCCGCUGCUCAAAAUGGAGCCGAUCACGAGGAACCUCCUGCCGAGGGUCUCGUACAAGCGGGGCGUGUUCGGCGAGGGCGUGUUGAUAUCGCGGGUGGACGGCAAGGCGUACAUAAGCGUGGCCGACGGCGCGAACAGCGUGGUCGAGGACGUCAUCACGACCGUCUUCAACAACUCCCACUUCCUCGACGUGCACUUCAGCAUCCACGACCAGGACGUGUUCUACUUCGUCAAGGACAACUCCCUGAAGAUCCGGGACGACAUGGAGGAGUUGCGCAGGUUGUCCGGCAAGUUCAACGUGUCGCAAGACGAGACCAACGACCAGGGAUCGGAGGUGCGGCUGCACGCGGUGGGCAAGGGCUCCGCGCAGGCGGUGAUAGUGCUCCGCUACGGCGUGGACCCCGCCCAGGAGCGGGUGAAGCUGCUGAAGCACGCGCACAAGCGCGCGGCGGCGCGCGCGUGGGAGCGCGAGAAGGCGCUGGUGGCCGCCGGCUGGGAGGGCCGCGGCGCCUGGAGCGAGGAGGAGAAGGAGGAGCUCAUCUCGCACGGCGUGGUGGACGGCUGGGCCGCGCGCGACGUGCACUCGCUGGCCAGGUACCCGCAGCUGGCCGACGACCCGGCCAACAUCCUCUUCGUGCGCGACGCGCGCCGCAAGCGCCGGCGCAGCGGCCGCGCCCGCCACCGCUCG